CGUUACACACAUCGACUCAUGGCCAGCAUAGCCUUGGAGCUACAGUGAAGGAAGCCUUAGCAAGGUCCAAGAUUUCGUUAACUGCUCACGAAGCAUUGGCUGGAACUCGGACUUAAACACGACGUUGUGCUCCCGCUGGCCGACGCGUUCUGCAUUUCUUCAUAUCUUGCCCACGCAGGCACUGUACGCGCAGCCACUGUGCUAGCCAAUCAUCCAACGAAGCCGACCUCACUUGCUGCAUUGCAGUGGAAAUUGCAGCUGCAAGACAAUCAUUCGGCUGUCACAAGAGAUUCUUACCAGGGAGCUUCUGCUUGGACGUCUGCAGCUUGCUGCUCUUGGAUCUGGGGCGUGAUCGAGCCUGUCGAACAUCGGAUCACUAGCUAGCAACAACCACUGUUACACCCGAUAGCCGUGGUGUUGCCUGUCCUGAAACGAUAUGCCACACUCGACCAGAGGCUCAGCUGACUCUAAUGCUUCGACACAUUCACUGGAACACGUUGGCCUGAUGCCGCAGACCUCGUCAUCUCAAGCCGGUCUUGCCCUUGUGUUAAAGAACGCUCGCAGUCCUCAACCAUCAAAUCUCAAAGGGGAACGCAACAGUCUACCAGGAGGCGAUGCAUAUGCGAGCCUCGUAAGCAAACCCGACAUUGACGAGUUCUUGCAAAAGCAUCUUGGAGACAAGGACAGCAUGAUUGCUGCAUACAAUAACUCGUCGCAGCAGCGGAAACAGUACUAUGAGGAGCAAUUCCAGUACAAGGACAACAUCCAGGGAGGGGUCCGCGAGAGGGUACAGCGAGAGUCACCCGUCAUUGCGGAAUUACGCACCAAUGUCAUCAUCAAAGACGAAUUCACGCUUGUGACAGAUCUGUCUUACCACCUAGCCGCACGCUAUACAAGACCCGACUCUGCGAUCAUGGUCAAGGUGGACCAUAGUGCCUGCUUAGCGAUGGGAGGCACGUUUGAUCCAUGUUAUAUCCUCAGUGUUACGACUGUCCCAGCGCAGAUGGGCCCAACAAUGAACAAGAGAAAUGCCGCAUUGAUCCAAUCGUUCAUGGCCGAUAUACUUAGCGUACCACCGGAGCGCGGUAUCGUAAAAUUUCAAGCAAUUCCUGAAGAGUGCUUUGCAACAAAUGGAACAACGGUAGCAGGCGAAAUCGAGAGACAAGAGAAGCAGCAGUCGGGUGCCAAUGACAGCACUAUUCGACGAGCCAUUACCAGCACAGGAAGGAAAAGCAUACCGUCAUUCAAAAAGAGCUUUGAAGCACGAAAUGGAGAAAGCAAAGGAAUACACAGCACGGAUUCAAAAGCAGUGUCGGGCAAAGCACACGAUAACGCUGUUGAACACGGCAGAGAAAUCACGCCUCCAGCGCCAUCAUCGCGGGUGGAACUGUUUGAACUGCCUGCUGGCGACGCAGGAACGAAACGACCGGCCACUGCCCACGCUCAGUCAUCGUCUAAUGGAUCGAAUGGGCUUCGUAUGAAUGGGGUGUCAAGCAAAAAUCUGAGUCCAAAAAAUCCUGGCACGCCAAAGAGCAGACCUCGAACGCUUUCUGGCUCUUCGAUUCAACAGCAGAUCAAAGACAGCGCAAAUGCUUUGGCCUCGGCACCGCCACCGCCCGCCCUUCGAAAUACUUCAGUUCCGCCUUUGAAACGCAACCGACCGCCUUCCUUCCUCAAGGUCGAUCCGGCUGCUUCAGCGCGUCCAACAACACCACGGCAGCGACAGACAGCAUCUCCAGAAGAUCGCGUUAGUCUACGAGAUGGUACAGUUGACAGCGCUGUGGAAGUGCCGAAUGCCGGAGAUAGGAACGCCGAAAAGAAGGAGACGGAUGGGCCAGACGCAAAGGACAAGCAGGGCAAGAAAGAUCCUGCGGCGAACACUGCGAAGAGGCGCUCGACAAUUACAGCCACUCCAAAGAUUCCAGAUCCACCCCCUACGCCCAGCAUGAAUGAAGACAGGAAGAGCACGAAGUCGAUGAGAAUUGGCAAACGGAAGAGCUUUCUGGCUGCUUUCAGGAGGAGUAUUGCUACUCUGCCGCGGGAUGAACGAUGAAGAAAAGCAGAUUGUAAAGCGGUCGCGCCACUUUUGCAGCUCUGUUGACCAUAGUGACAACAUAAAGAUACCCAAAGCUACCCGCUAGAGAUAUGGAGCUAUCGAUACUGUAAAAUCUCGUUCGCCCGUG
Molecule: messenger RNA, 2183 nt
Organism: Pseudocercospora fijiensis CIRAD86
Lineage: Eukaryota; Fungi; Ascomycota; Dothideomycetes; Mycosphaerellales; Mycosphaerellaceae
Exons: 2
Coding region: 437-2053 (538 amino acids)
Molecular function (GO): phenylpyruvate tautomerase activity
Source: RefSeq, a predicted model, not a curated record